This is a messenger RNA of Ostrea edulis (European flat oyster), 1829 nucleotides long. RefSeq lists its product as uncharacterized. Lineage: Eukaryota; Metazoa; Mollusca; Bivalvia; Ostreida; Ostreidae. Bases 845 to 1774 code for a protein of 309 amino acids. The transcript is spliced from 2 exons. The record is from RefSeq and is a predicted model, not a curated record.
UGUAUCAGAAAGCUUUCACUUAAAUCUCCACUCUUAUGGCCUGGUGGUUCUAGAGAAGAUUUUCCCGAUAUAUUUGCAUGUGAGACUUUGAUCCCCUAUUGUGGUUCCACUUUAACCCAGGGGGCUAUGAUUUUAAUAAAAUUUGCACUAUGUUUAUAAGAUGCUUUCAUGUAAAUAUUCUCCAAUGACCCCACCCUAGUUUUGCAUUUUCGUGAUUAUUUUCCCUUUAAAGGCAGCAUGGCCCCUCAUUUGAACAAACUUGAAUCCCUUUCACCUAGGGAUGUUCGAUCAAGGGAAGUAAUGAAUGUGAUUGGUUGGAUUAUUAUACAGGGAAGUAAGAAAGAACAUUGAAAUAUUUACCCUACUAACUCGGGUAUGAAGCGAAGUCGCCCAAGCACACCUUACAUAUUAUAUCGUUCAUCAUUGACUUGUGAUGUAUAGGAAAAUGCCAUGAAUAUACAAGAUGGUAUUGAUCAUGCGAGCAUAAACACGGAAAAUGAUCUCGGAAUUUGAAUAUGCAGAAAAAAGUCAGACUGGAAAAACACACGAUGAGAUGAAGUCUCUUCUCGCCAACCUAAAUAAUACAAGUUUUAAACCAGGGUUUUCUGUAACUUGAAGUGGACUUCAUAGCAAAAUCAUGAGACACCAUGAAAACACAAUACAAUACAAAUCUAAAAAUAGAUGUAAUACAAUACAUAGAACGCGAGUGAACGUGCCUCGGUUCUCGUCCGUCACCACGCGAUAGUCCUGAUUGAAUGAUUAUCAGAAUAUCGAAAUCGUUGUCAUUUGCAUCUAUUGCUUUCUCGUCACGAGGUCGAUACUAGGGAGUGAGUGUGUAUGUAAUAUGAGGAGAAAAGUUUGCGUAGCUAGUGUCUGUAAUGGUUUAUUUUUAGUGAUAAUGAUUUGGUACGUAAAUGACAGAUUCCUGGAGAAAGAUGUUCUAGUUAGGACGACAAAACAGAAUCGUAAACAUUGUGUUGAUGUAAUUGUCUAUUCAUGCUCUGGAUUUCAGAUGCAGAAGAAAAAUGUGUGCGUUGCGUCCAAAAUCGAUAAUCAGAUCAACAUGCACACACUUCAUUGGAAAGCGGUCAAAAAUGUUCCGCAAAAUUUAUCGUAUUUUAAAGAAAAGAAAUUAAAGAAUUUAAACGUUUUACUCAAUUCGUUUGUGAAAAUAUGCAAAAGGGAAAAGAUACCAUUUCUGUUGUAUGGAGGUUCAUUGUUGGGAACAUAUCGCCAUCACGGAAAAAUACCGUGGGACGAUGACGUCGAUGUAAUCAUCAGCGCAAACGCAAAAAGAAGACUGCGACACAGUUUGGAUACUGACACGAUUCAUUCCCUCAAUGUUCGAGGCGAUACGUCAACACAAUGGAAAGUGUUCAGAAAGGGCGAUAACCAAUGGCCGUUUAUUGAUGUUUUCUUUUACGACGAAAACAAAACUCACAUUUGGGACACGGUUCCCCAAUACCGAGGUCGUUUUGUAUUUUACAAAAGUGACAUAUUUCCGGUUGUGUAUCGUUUAUUUAAUGGCCUGUGUCUUCCAGUUCCAAGAAACAUUAGAGUAGUUUUAGAACAGAAUUACGACAUCGACCGAUGCCAAAGUCCGAAGUUUGAUCACUUCACCAAUUCAAAACUUCCGGUCAGGAGGAGAUUAAACAUCCGUUGUGUUAAGCUGUAUCCAUGGUUCCCGUUUGUCUUCCAUGACGUCGGUUCUCUGUAUCUAGAAACACUUAAGAUAAAUAAUAGUAUCAUUUCGUAUCAUCAAGUUAAUGUCUAAAGAACAGGUCAAAUAUGUAGGCUAACCAUUGUAACUAUUAAACUUAUGCAAUUUU